This is a messenger RNA of Saccharomyces eubayanus, 303 nucleotides long. It is a transcript of the gene RPS19B, whose product is annotated as 40S ribosomal protein eS19. Gene Ontology annotation, biological process: ribosomal small subunit assembly; translation. The record is from RefSeq and is a predicted model, not a curated record. Gene Ontology annotation, molecular function: structural constituent of ribosome; RNA binding. NCBI's taxonomy places the organism in Eukaryota, Fungi, Ascomycota, Saccharomycetes, Saccharomycetales, Saccharomycetaceae. Gene Ontology annotation, cellular component: ribosome; cytosolic small ribosomal subunit. The coding region runs from base 1 to 303 and encodes 100 amino acids. The transcript has a single exon.
AUGCCACCACAAGACUCUGAAGGUUGGUUCUACAAGCGUGCCGCCUCCGUUGCCAGACACAUCUACAUGAGAAAGCAAGUCGGUGUUGGUAAAUUGAACAAAUUGUACGGUGGUGCCAAGAGCAGAGGUGUCAGACCUUUCAAGCACAUUGAUGCUUCCGGUUCCAUCAACAGAAGAGUUUUGCAAGCUUUGGAAAAGAUCGGUAUUGUCGAAAUCUCUCCAAAGGGUGGUAGAAGAAUCUCCGAAAAUGGUCAAAGAGAUUUGGAUCGUAUUGCCGCUCAAACUUUGGAAGAAGACGAAUAA